AUGCGCUACCAUCAAGCCUGCAGACUCUUCAAGAACAAGCACUGGGAGACCCUAUGGCAAAGUAAUAUCCCAGACCUUAACGCGUUGAAAGAAAGAUGUCAAUAUACUUUCGUAGCUAUAGAUUUUGAGGGGCGGAUCACCAAGGAUGAGCCUAUCGGUAUUACUGAGAUCGGACUCGCUGUCCUAACCCCUUCUGCCGCUACCAGCACCAUAAGUCCAGAUGAUCUUAGAUAUCAAGGUCAAGCACCAGAAAUCUUCUUUAAACAAAACGCAAUCGAAAGCUAUUCGAUCCAAAUCAAGGGAAGGGAGCGAAAGAAGAAAUAUCGAGACCGAUACCGUUUUGGCCCAGUCCAAGAAAUUGAAGCUGAGCAGGCCGAGGAUACACUGGUCAGUUUAUUACAAUCGAUUCGACACCGGUCCAAGAAUCCCUUGGUUCUUGUUGGGUUCGAUCUCGUCUUUGAAUUCAAGACGAUUGCAUCACAUCUCUCCCAGAUCACCCAAUAUUUCACAUCCUGGAUUGAUUUACAAGAAAUCAUGACGGAAAUCUCUAACACAAAGAGUCCAGGUAUGAAAGCUUCGCUUCUUACUUUCGGAUUCUUUUCAAAAGACUUGACUACCCGCGGUAAAUGGGAUCAUAGUGCUGGAAAUGAUGCAGUUCACGAACUGGCUAUCCUCGUCAACCUGCUAAAUCUAAGUAAGGGCAACACUAUUCAUAUUCAACCGAUCAAACAGCUUAAAGACGAGAAUACGUUACGAAGAAUUUGGUCGAGGAGUCAACCAGGCCCAAGGGAACUUUAUCCUUUCACAGCUAUGAUUCUUCUCGAGGGCAAGCGUUUAAAGUCUUUUGUCCCACAUUUACCGCAUCUACUCGGUAUGUUUUCCAGCUAUCGACCGUCAGCAGUAGGGAUGGCCCGGAAUGGCAAUUGCGGUUGGAUAUGCCUAUCAACAGCAGAAGAUCUAAAUCGGUUCAUUAAUGACCUUCAUGGCCACGAGUUCAAAGGAGAGACGUGGAUCGCCGUCACAGACUACGACCCCCAGAUAUCGCAUCCGACGCCAGAGCAGCUUCGCGAAGCCAGACGAGCAAAGCAGGAAGCUCAACGAGAGCAAAAACAACAGGAACGUCGCGCGAAAAGGGAAGUGGAAUCGGAUUAUCUGGUUAAUAUUAGAUGA
Messenger RNA from Annulohypoxylon maeteangense, 1170 nucleotides. RefSeq lists its product as uncharacterized. The transcript has a single exon. Lineage: Eukaryota; Fungi; Ascomycota; Sordariomycetes; Xylariales; Hypoxylaceae. The coding region runs from base 1 to 1170 and encodes 389 amino acids. The record is from RefSeq and is a predicted model, not a curated record.